Messenger RNA from Toxorhynchites rutilus septentrionalis, 1222 nucleotides. RefSeq lists its product as uncharacterized. The record is from RefSeq and is a predicted model, not a curated record. Bases 193 to 981 code for a protein of 262 amino acids. NCBI's taxonomy places the organism in Eukaryota, Metazoa, Arthropoda, Insecta, Diptera, Culicidae. The transcript is spliced from 3 exons.
CGUGUCGUGACGUGACGGGACGUGAACGUGACGUGUAUGUUGUAUGUGAAUCGCACUUAAAUCAGCCUUAAGGCUUCGUUAUAUUUACUAAUUAUUUCUCUUAGUGUAUAGUUUAUUCGAUUUGACUGGACGGAACUGUGUAUCUUUUUUCAUUUAUUGUAGAGAAAUAUCCGAAAUAUCGGUUGCAUAUUCAUGGAUCAACUGGCGAAACUCGAGAGAAAGAAAGCAAAUCGUAUAAAGAAGCAUAAAAAGCGUAUCGCAACAUUCAAUUUGAGUCUGCCAUGUUAUGCAGCUGAAAUACGGAAAUUGGAUCCCAUAGCACUGGAUAACAACAUGCUGGCAUAUCUCGAGACGCUCAUAAACAUGUUAACAAAAAUGGUCCAGAAAGAAAAGAUCCAAUAUCCAUGGAACGAUGAAAUUGAUUUUCAUGACAGAAAUGUUAGUUUUGCAAUUGGUUGCAACUAUUGCAAAAAACCGGACACCAGUGCUUUCGGAUUUAUGGUGCACAUCAUGGAUACGAAUCAACAUAACUCCGUUGACAAGCGCAUGAAAAAAUUGCGAACAGUGAGAGAUACUUUGAUGACCAACUACGCAACUUUUCUGAAUGAAGAGAGAGAAAUUCUGCAAAGAAAUGGAUUUGAUCGUCCGGUUCUUGAGAAUAUGUUAAAUUUUUAUUUCAUAACGCAAUUAUUCGUUCAGGUGACUGCCAGAUACAAAAAGUCAUUGAAUUAUUUGGGAUGCUCGCCAUCUACAAUAGUAGCACGUGGAGCUCUUGAUUUGUUGAAGGAACUUGGCGAUCUGAUUUCGCGUGCGAAAUGUGUUGAAUCGAAACCAAACAUUGACAAGAUCUUAAUGAACAGGGGGCAUAAAUUAUUUUACCAGAUCGAGGACAUGACAUUUUCCUCUGCGGGUGGUGCUUUGACAUAUGCCGAAACUAAUUUCGAAAAGUGUCAUCGUGGAAAUAGUCCACCAUUGUCGUAGAGAUUGAAAUAGUCAUUUCUAACCAGUUCCAGGUAAUCGAAACGAAACAUUGGUCAAUCCCAUAGUGCGUUCCAAAUACCACUGGAUCAUUACAAAAUAUUUUUCAUUAGGAAUGAAAGAGGAAGAGUGUUGAAAGAAAGUCUGGUACUUACGUAUUCACACCACCGCAGCGCAAUUUCUAUCAUGAAUUGUUUUUUUUUCCCCAAUGAAAUAUAUUCUGCUAGCUGAGCCGGCAAACUUC